AACACUACACCCAAACCAGCGGAGCCUGAUCCUCACUGUUUAAACAGUCACUCCAGAGAAAACUAUAUUGAAGACCACCAACAGCUAGCUUUAAGGGAUGGAAGUUCAGAAGGGGGCAACAAUCCAGGCGAGGGGCCAAUGGGCAAACAAAACGGAGUUCAUUCUGGCUGUUGCGGGACAGAUUGUCGGGCUGGGAAACAUGUGGAGGUUCCCCUACCUGUGCUACAAAAACGGAGGAGGUGUGUUCUUCAUCCCCUACCUGCUGUUCCUGUUGUUCUGCGGGAUACCUCUGUUCCUCCUGGAAACAGCUCUGGGGCAGUACACUAGCCAGGGAGGUAUCACCGCCUGGAGGAAAAUCUGCCCUCUCUUUGAAGGUAUGGGUUAUGCCAGUCAGUUGAUCGUUGUCUACUCAAGCAUCUAUUACAUCGUUAUCCUGGCCUGGGCUCUCUUCUACUUUUUCCACUCCUUCAGCUGGGAGCUGCCCUGGGCCAGCUGCAGAAACACCUGGAAUACAGGUACCUGUGUGGAAUUCGACAAGCAGAACCUCACUUCUAACUGGACUGUUCCCAACAACGCCACGUCCCCGGCCAUGGAGUUCUGGGAGAGACGGGUGCUGAAGAUCUCUGGUGGGAUUGAUGAGGUGGGCAGCCUGCACUGGGAGAUGACAUUGUGUUUCCUGCUCACCUGGAUUAUCUGCUAUUUCUGUGUCUGGAAGGGAGUCAAAUCCACAGGAAAGGUGGUGUACUUCACAGCCACAUUCCCCUACCUGAUGCUGGUCGUUCUUCUGAUCCGUGGACUCACUCUGCCUGGAGCCAUGGAUGGGAUCAUCUUCUACCUCUACCCAGACCCAGCGCGGCUCACCGAUCCACAGGUGUGGAUGGAUGCAGGCACACAGAUUUUCUUCUCUUAUGCGAUCUGUAUGGGAUGCCUGACAGCGCUUGGCAGCUACAACAAGUAUAACAACGACUGCUACAAGGACUCCGUGUACCUAUGCCUGCUGAACAGCGGAACAAGCUUUGUGGCCGGGUUCGCCAUCUUCUCAGUGCUGGGCUUCAUGGCGUAUGAGCAGGGAGUGCCCAUCUCAGAGGUCGCUGAGUCCGGUCCUGGACUGGCUUUCAUAGCCUACCCGCGUGCUGUGGCCAUGAUGCCUUUCCCCCAGCUCUGGGCCAUCUGCUUCUUCCUCAUGGUCAUCUUGCUGGGGCUGGACAGCCAGUUUGUGUGUCUCGAGAGCCUCACCACGGCUAUCUCAGACAUGCGGCCUGCGUUCUUCCAGCAGGGCUCUCGUCGGGAACUCCUCCUGCUGUUCAUCUGCGUCUCCUGCUUCUUUAUCGGGCUCCUCAUGGUCACAGAGGGGGGCCUGUAUCUUUUCCAGCUGUUUGAUUACUACGCCUGCAGCGGGAUCUGCCUCCUGUUCCUCUCCAUUGUGCAGUGUGUUUGUGUGGCCUGGGUCUACGGUGCUGACCGGUUUUAUGACUGCAUAGAAAACAUGAUUGGCUACCGGCCUUGGCCUCUGAUUAAAUACUGCUGGCUCUUCUUCACUCCAGCCAUCUGCACUGGGACCUUCAUCUUCUCCCUGGUCAAGUACACCCCGCUCAAGUACAACAGGACUUACGAGUACCCGGCCUGGGGAUACAUCCUCGGCUGGUUCCUCGCUGUCUCCUCCAUGGUCUUGGUUCCUCUGUGGAUCUUCUUCAAACUCACCCGGACCAAGGGGACCAUACGCGAGCGUCUUCGUCUGCUGUGCCUCCCUGCCAGCGACCUGCCCCUAGGCAUCAAACAGAAAUCAUGCAGCUGUCCUUGCAACUCUGAGCUUCUCAUUGCCUGCAGCGAACAGCAUGGGAAGAAUGGACUGAAGGACUUCAGCACAGAGAUGGGGGUCCUGCAAGACUGUGAAGGGGGGAGAGGGGGUCAGAACAAUGCUCUGCUGUAAGCAGCGCUGAGGAAGGAGCCCGGCGUGCUGUGUUGUGAGGAAGAGUCUCCACAGCCUUGCAGAAGAUACAGUGUUAAAUAACUAAACUAUGCUUAACAAAAUAAUAAAAAUAA
This is a messenger RNA of Polyodon spathula (Mississippi paddlefish), 2043 nucleotides long. Its product is annotated as sodium- and chloride-dependent GABA transporter 2-like. The record is from RefSeq and is a predicted model, not a curated record. NCBI's taxonomy places the organism in Eukaryota, Metazoa, Chordata, Actinopteri, Acipenseriformes, Polyodontidae. The coding region runs from base 98 to 1930 and encodes 610 amino acids. Gene Ontology annotation, biological process: sodium ion transmembrane transport. The transcript is spliced from 15 exons. Gene Ontology annotation, cellular component: membrane.